Molecule: messenger RNA, 1940 nt
Organism: Capsicum annuum
Lineage: Eukaryota; Viridiplantae; Streptophyta; Magnoliopsida; Solanales; Solanaceae
Product: probable polygalacturonase At1g80170
Exons: 9
Coding region: 173-1540 (455 amino acids)
Biological process (GO): carbohydrate metabolic process
Molecular function (GO): polygalacturonase activity
Source: RefSeq, a predicted model, not a curated record
AUUCCUAAUAAAGUGACAGAACACUUUCUUUACCUAUUUUUCUCCCAUUAAAUAAACCGUUUAGGAAAAAAUCUUGCCGACAGCGAUUUUGACCUUGACAAGCAGCACUCCUAGCUAGCUAAGUUUUAUAAGGUGUUUCCCACUCCUGUCGACUUUUUUGUCUGAUGGGAAGAUGGGGAUGAUGACAUUUUCCUCCUUCACUUUCUUUAAUUUCUCUUCGUAUUUCACCUCUCUUGCUCUUUUAACAUCAUUCUACAGUAUUUAUUUCGUCUUGAUUUCAGCAAAUGUGAGUGGAUUUGAUUCACUCAUACAACUGCUGCCAUCAUCUGCUUCUUUGAGGAACGCCAUCCGAAAAUCAGAAACCAUUUUUCGUGUCGACGAUUUUGGAGCGGUUGGAGAUGGCUUCACCGAUGACACUAAUUCUUUUAAAGAUGUUUGGCAUAUGGCCUGCUCUUCACCAUCAAGAUCAAAGAUUGCUAUUCCUACUGGAUAUGUUUUCUUAGUUCGACCAAUUAAUUUUGGUGGUCCUUGCCGGUCAAAGGUGUCUUUACGGAUUGAAGGUACUAUUUUAGCACCAAAGGAUCCUGAAGUCUGGAAUGGCCUGAAUCCACGAAGAUGGCUUUAUUUCUUUAAAGUAAAACACCUAACAGUAGAAGGAGGAGGAAAUAUAGAUGGUAUGGGCCAAGAGUGGUGGGCUCGGUCAUGCAAGGUCAACAGAACAAAUCCGUGCCACCAUGCUCCAACGGCUUUAACUUUCCACAAAUGCAACAACCUGAAAGUCAGGAACAUAAAGCUCCUUAAUAGUCAACAAAUGCAUUUAGUGUUUACUGAUUGCAAGCAUGUUGCAGUAUCAAAGCUCGUAAUCUUAGCCCCAGCUGAUAGCCCUAACACUGAUGCAAUUCAUAUAAGUUCAUGUACAAAGGUCAAUGUCAAGGAUUGCACUAUUGGCACAGGAGAUGACUGCAUAUCUAUUGUCGGCAAUUCAUCACGGAUCAAAGUCAACAACAUUGUCUGUGCUCCGGGCCAUGGUAUAAGCAUUGGAAGCUUGGGCAAGUCAAAUUCAUGGGGUCAGGUUUACAAUGUCCAUGUUAAUGGAGCAUUUAUAUCCAACACUGAGAAUGGAGUUAGGAUAAAGACUUGGCAGGGAGGUUCUGGGUAUGUCAGAAAGGUUACUUUCAAGAAUGUCUGGAUGGAAAAUGUGUCAAACCCUAUCAUUAUAGACCAAUAUUAUUGUGAUUCUAUGGAACCCUGUGCAAACCAGACUUCAAACAUUGGCAUUGACAAGGUAUCCUUUGUGGGUAUUAAAGGAACUUCAGCUACAGAAAAGGCAAUAACAAUUGCCUGCAGCGAUAGCUUCCCCUGUAGAAAGUUGUACUUGGAAGAUGUUCAACUUACUUCAUUUUCUGGGGAUUAUACAACAUCUUUUUGCUGGCAGGCAUAUGGCUCAACCUCAGGUUUAAAUUAUCCCCCUCCUUGCUUUCCCUGUAAUGAUAACAUUCUUCGGCCAACAGUUUCAUCCAACUGGAUUCGAUCAAUUUGAUGUCUUCUAUUCUAAUAGCACAAAGGCCUGGACCAUAUAAUCUGUUGAAAGCUACCAAAUGUAUUGUCAUUAAAUAUUCAUUAUCCUGGGAAAGGCUAGUUAACUUGUCGAGCAAGUGGAAAUGUUUGAUCCACGACGUACUGAUCAGUAGCUGCUCCAAGUACUGAUGUUUAUGGAAGAAAAUAUGAGUGUUGAUGAAUGGAUCUUAAUUGCCUCGUGACAUAUAACCGUUCUGUAAAUAAAGUGUUCAUUCUUUUUGAUGAAUCUUCAUGAAAACAAGUGUAUCAUAUCUAACAACUAGGAUGACAAAGUAGAAAUGCUUCCAUGUACGUAUGCUGUGGAUUUGAAUCUUCUACUGUAUCUCAUUGUAUACUAUGCUCGAUCAGAUUACUUGAGGUUA